Penicillium oxalicum is the source of this 306-nucleotide messenger RNA. RefSeq lists its product as uncharacterized. Lineage: Eukaryota; Fungi; Ascomycota; Eurotiomycetes; Eurotiales; Aspergillaceae. The coding region runs from base 1 to 306 and encodes 101 amino acids. The transcript has 2 exons. The record is from RefSeq and is a predicted model, not a curated record.
AUGUACAUAGGGCUAGCAAAUCCCAACGAUCCGGUGUACAGGACGUCUGGUACGUCGCUAGACCGAAAAAGAAAAAAAGAACCUUCAAAAGUGGCCUUUCAAACCACCACGAGGAAUGAUCAAUCGCAAAAAGAGACUCCCUUCCACAGAUCCAUUCAAUUUCCGUACAAUCUCACGUCCACGUGUGAACGAAGAUUCCAGUACCCGAUCGGAAUGAAGGGAAUUAACAGGUUAUCCUUUCACCCGACUACCCGCAUUCCGGAGUUGUUUGAGGCUGGUGAAGAAGUUAAGGAUCGAUUGCAGUAA